AACAGCGGAGAAGAGACGAGGCCUGGCCUGGGAAUUUGCCGUCCGCUUCCCAUUCUUCCUAUGCAGACAGACACACAACAUGGCGGACUAGGAUAGUCGGCCGACGCGCCCGGAUACAGAGGAUAAACCGUGGGAUUUAACACCUAGGGCGGUUUAGAAAGUACCCGCGUAAGGGCCGAUAAAUCAGGCCGAAUCAAGGAUUUUUCUCCGGGGGGGAGCUGUUCCUGCCUGGAUUAAGCACAUUAACUAACUGCGAAGUGUUGGCCGUGUGUCCCGGAUCGUGCUUCCCUCCUCUGCUAUCGCCCAGGUCCCCCCCCCCCCCCCACCCCGCGCAGACUCUCGGUUCCUGGGGUGCGUAGACUGGGGCCGGGGUUGAAAAAAAACGUGGAAGCGAAGAAGGGGUAGAAAUUCCCACUUGGCUUCACUUGUUUGUUCCCUUUCAGGCUUCCUCUGGACGAUAAAGAGUUGUGGACCGCGCGGUACGAAUGAGUGAUUGAUGCUAACUUCGCUUCUUCAGGGCAGAAUGGGUGUGUGUCCCCUGCUCCUGCUGCUCGGUCUGGCCCUCAGGGCCACGGCCCAGGAUCAUGUCCCUAUCACAAGUCCGCCAGAUAUCUCGGCCAGACCUACCGGGCCCCCUGCUGCGCCCUCCCUCAACUUUACAGUCGCACCCACACGGCCCCCCCCAGGCCCACCCACAACGCUCGACCCCACAGUCACCCCGGUGACAGCGAGAACCGCAGAAACCACCACAAGCCCCGCCGGCGAGGUACAAGCGGUCGGUCGCAACGCCAGCGGGCGGCUGUUACCAGUCCCAGCUCCUUCCCCUCCAGCCCCGAGCGAUGCCCCCCAGGCGCCAGCGAGCAACGAGCCCCCCUCCCCUCCCACCCCUGCUGGGGUAGGCAACGGCACCACCGGCGUCCCUACAGACACCCCGGCUCCGGAUCAUUUUUGGGAUGGAUUAUUCACCGUGGAUCCGGACACCACCACGGAGCCUGGAAUGGGGUUCACCUCAGACACCAGCCCGCACGACAACGACCAGUCUGAUGACAUGCCCAUCAUAGCUGUCAUGGUGGCCCUGUCCUCCCUGUUGGUCAUCAUCUUCAUCAUCAUCAUCCUCUACAUGCUCAGGUUUAAGAAGUAUAAGCAGGCGGGAAGCCAUUCAAACUCCUUCCGACUGACCAAUGGUAGAUCAGAUGAUACAGAACUCCAGAGCGUCCCGCUAUUGGCCCGGUCGCCCAGCACAAACAGGAAGUACCCGCCCCUUCAUGUCGACAAACUUGAGGAAGAAAUGAACCGUCGCAUGGCAGAUGACAACAAGCUCUUCAGGGAGGAGUUUAAUGCGCUGCCGGUGUGCCCCAUUCAGGCAUCAUGCGAUGCUGCUUCCAAAGAAGAGAAUAAGGAGAAGAACAGAUAUGUCAACAUCUUGCCUUAUGAUCACUCCAGGGUGCAUCUGUCGUCUCUGGAGGGAGUGCCAGACUCUGACUUUGUCAACGCCUCCUUCAUAAAUGGUUACCAAGAGAAGAAUAAGUUUAUUGCAGCUCAAGGGCCUAAGGAGGAAACGGUAAAUGACUUUUGGCGGAUGAUCUGGGAGCAGAACACAGCCACCAUUGUCAUGGUGACCAAUCUGAAGGAGAGAAAAGAGUCACCCGCUCUGUUUCAGUGUAAGUGUGCCCAGUACUGGCCGGACCAGGGCUGUUGGACAUAUGGGAACAUUCGUGUGUCUGUAGAAGACACAAUGGUUCUGGUGGACUACACCAUCCGCAAGUUCUGCAUCCAACAGGUGGGAGACGUUUCUGGGAAGAAGCCCCAGAGGCUCGUCACCCAGUUCCACUUCACCAGCUGGCCAGACUUUGGGGUGCCGUUCACCCCUAUUGGCAUGCUCAAGUUCCUCAAGAAAGUCAAGAAUUAUAACCCCCAGUACGCCGGGGCCAUUGUGGUCCAUUGUAGUGCCGGUGUCGGGAGGACCGGUACGUUCAUUGUGAUCGAUGCCAUGUUGGACAUGAUGAACUCCGAGAGAAAGGUGGACGUGUUUGGCUUCGUCACCAGGAUCAGAGCCCAGCGCUGCCAGAUGGUCCAAACGGAUAUGCAGUACGUGUUCAUCUUUCAGGCAUUGUUAGAGCACUACCUGUACGGAGACACAGAGCUGGAGGUGACUUCACUGGAAUCCCACCUGGCCAAACUCUACUCCCCCUCACCUGGAGCGGGCUGCAAUGGGCUGGAGGCCGAAUUCAAGAAGCUGACUUCCAUCAAGAUUCAAAAUGACAAGAUGAGAACCGGCAACCUACCCGCAAACAUGAAGAAGAACAGAGUCCUACAGAUCAUUCCAUACGAGUUCAACAGAGUGAUCAUUCCAGUCAAACGAGGAGAGGAGAACACCGACUACGUCAAUGCCUCCUUCAUUGAUGGCUACCGUCAGAAGGACUCCUACAUGGCGAGCCAGGGCCCCCUCCAGCACACCAUAGAGGACUACUGGAGGAUGAUCUGGGAGUGGAGAAGCUGCUCCAUAGUCAUGCUCACUGAGCUGGAGGAGAGAGGGCAGGAGAAGUGUGCUCAGUAUUGGCCCAGUGAUGGCGUGGUGGUCCAUGGGGACAUCGCCAUUGAGAUUAAAAGGGAGGAGGAGAGCGAGAGCUACACAGUGCGUGACCUCCUGGUCACCAACAACAGGGAGAACAAAGCUCGAGCGGUGCGUCAGUUCCAUUUUCAUGGCUGGCCAGAGGUGGGCAUCCCCACUGACGGCAAAGGCAUGAUCAACAUAAUUGCUGCGGUGCAGAAACAACAGCAGCAGUCUGGCAACCAUCCAAUUACCGUGCACUGCAGUGCUGGUGCUGGCCGGACGGGGACCUUCUGUGCGCUAAGCACGGUCCUGGAGAGGGUGAAGGCGGAGGGCAUCCUGGAUGUCUUCCAGACGGUCAAGAGCCUCAGACUGCAGCGACCACACAUGGUGCAGACAUUGGAGCAAUACGAGUUCUGCUACAAAGUGGUCCAGGAGUAUAUCGAUGCCUUUUCUGACUACGCCAACUUCAAGUAGGGACCUGCCACGGAUGGAUGGAUGGAUUUCUGCAUACACUUCAUGCAAACAUAUGCACGCACCAGAACACACAUAUACAUUGCCAUGCUGAAAACUGCAUAUUCCCAUCUGAUGGAUUUAAAAAAAAAAAAAAAAGAAGUUUAAAAAAAGUCAUCACAACUUUAUCUGUGGAUGGGACAAACUGCCCGCAGGGAAAGUGGUCAGAGGCCUCGGCCUGGAGGACAGGACAGCGCAGAUGGGACAGAUGACUGCGAUGCCUUCUUGAAUAUUUUGUAAUAUUGAUCUUGUUAUUAUAGCCCUUUGCACCUAUUUUGCUUUCCAUCUUCCUCCAACCUCCCCCAUAUGUAUAUACACUUGAGGUGUUGCAUCUUAUUACUUUGGGUUCAGACACAGUUUUGAGUUUGGCUGCAUUUUCGGGUGGCACCUGUAAUGUACUUUAUUAAAUAUAAAUCUAAUCAUUUGGAGGCUAAUGUAAAAAGAAGAAUUGAAGGUCACGGUGAUGAUGUUUGGAUUUAUUUUUAUUUUUUGAGAUAGAGACUUUAAAUAUAUUUGGCUUGAACAGAGCCCUGCUGUGACAACAUGAGUUUUUAGCCGACUUAGAACACUUACAGACGUAAUCAGGCCUUUUCACUCCUAGACAUUCGUACAUUACAGUUUCAGAUUUCACUCACAAUGAUGUGAUGUAUCUGACAAACUCAGGUUAAUGCCAAAACAAACAUCAUUUUUUUUCCUGUGUUUUUUUUUUUUUUUUUUUUUUAAACUAGCAUUGGCUGACAGAAGACCCAAUUUGUUUUCACAUCACGGUCGUCUGUCUACAGGAGGCCAAAGUCCUUCAGUCAGAGACCACGUUUAGAGAUUUAGGACAAGAAAGCAAUUUUACUGCUCAAGGAUCUGUAGCCAACACACUGCUUGACUACAAUAAGACAUUGGAAAUAUGGAAAUAAAUACCAAUCUUUUAAUACAUUUUUAGGAAUAUUGGUCAAGAUUUUAUGUUGAAUUUAA
Messenger RNA from Pungitius pungitius (ninespine stickleback), 4030 nucleotides. RefSeq names its product protein tyrosine phosphatase receptor type A (gene ptpra). Gene Ontology annotation, biological process: protein dephosphorylation. The record is from RefSeq and is a predicted model, not a curated record. Gene Ontology annotation, molecular function: protein tyrosine phosphatase activity. The transcript has 22 exons. NCBI's taxonomy places the organism in Eukaryota, Metazoa, Chordata, Actinopteri, Perciformes, Gasterosteidae. Bases 497 to 3028 code for a protein of 843 amino acids.